AUGGACGCAUCCGAAACAAAGCCUAAACACGCCUACACAGAAUCUAUCCAACACGGUGACCUGGACUGUCUGGAAGGACUCAACUUUCAACCAGAGGGUACGCGGAAACUGACCCCUUUACAAACUAUAUCCGCCAGCUGGAUCAUUUGUGACAGCUGGGCGGGAGUUGCUGCCACAGUAGCUCUUGCAAUAGUCCAGGGCGGGCCCGUAACUCUCAUCUAUGGGUUGAUUUUGAUCUUCUUUUUGGUCGGUGCUUGUACCCUGACCCUGGCCGAGCUAGCCAGUACAUAUCCAACCGCUGGCGGGCAGUACCAUUGGACGAGCAUUCUGGCCCCGAAGCAUCUGAGUCGGGCGUUGAGUUAUUGUUGUGGUGUCUCCAACAUGCUUGCCUGGAUCGCUAUCUGCACUGGGAUUGCCAUCAUACCAGCACAGCUUAUCCUCGGUAUUGUCCUCUUCUAUGACUCGGAGUAUCAAUCGCAGCCGUGGCACUACUUCUUAAUCCACCAGUCCAUUAAUGGGCUGGUCCUGUUGUAUAACACAACCCUGUUGAAGAAGUCCCUCUGGUUUCAUGACGUAUCCUUCUUCAUGACCCUCACAAGUUUCGUCAUUAUCAUGGUGACUUGCCUUGCUCGCUCGGCCUCUCGGUACGAGGCAUCUAGUAGUGUAUGGGCCACCUUUCUAAAUGGCAGUGGAUGGAACUCGGGCGGAGUGGCCUUUCUCACGGGUCUUGUCUCUCCCAACUACAUAUACGCUGGUAUUGAUGGUGCCUUGCACUUGGCAGAAGAGUGCCGGAAUGCAACAACCGCUGUUCCUCGUGCUCUGAUGAGUACCUUGGUUAUUGGCUUCGUCACCUCUUUCGCCUUCAUGAUUACGAUGCUAUACUGUACCAGUGAUUUGGAUACUGUGGUGGCAUCGUCUACCGGAGUUCCAAUUUACGAAAUGUGGCAUCAAGCGACACGUUCCACCUCGGCCGCUACCGUGUUCAUUUGCCUCCUUCUGCUCGCAGCCGUCUUCGCUCUCACGGGCGCUCAACAAACGGCAUCUCGCCUUACCUGGUCCUUGGCAAGAGACCGGGCCCUGAUCGGUAGUCAAUGGACCGGACAAUUGCAUGACACCCUAGAAGUCCCCGUCUGGGCUCUGGUGUUCAACUAUGCAGUUAUGUUCCUCAUCGGCCGUGUUUACUUAGGAUCAUCAUCUGCAUUUAAUGCCUUUAUCGGUACCGGCUUAGUUCUACAGCACAUUUCAUACGCUUUCCCGGCCGCGUUGCUGCUGUAUCGAUGCCGAUCGGCGACUUGGUUGCCGGAUCCACGCCCGUUCCGAUUGCCCAGUCCAGUGGGUUGGGGAGCCAAUCUAAUCACUGUGUGCUUCGCAGUGUUGGUGUUAAUCUUUUAUGACUUCCCGACUGUGAUGCCGGUCACUGGCAGUAAUAUGAAUUAUACGCCUGCGGUGCUCGGUGCCAUGGCCAUUGUUGCUGGCAUAAAUUGGUUGGUGUAUGCGCGAAAGUGGUAUCAGGGUCCACGACUUCGCAGAUCCAGUGGGGAAAUUCAGAAAUAA
Aspergillus oryzae RIB40 is the source of this 1554-nucleotide messenger RNA. RefSeq lists its product as uncharacterized. The coding region runs from base 1 to 1554 and encodes 517 amino acids. Gene Ontology annotation, biological process: transmembrane transport. The transcript has 6 exons. The record is from RefSeq and is a predicted model, not a curated record. NCBI's taxonomy places the organism in Eukaryota, Fungi, Ascomycota, Eurotiomycetes, Eurotiales, Aspergillaceae. Gene Ontology annotation, cellular component: membrane. Gene Ontology annotation, molecular function: transmembrane transporter activity.